Carassius carassius (crucian carp) is the source of this 509-nucleotide messenger RNA. RefSeq names its product lymphocyte antigen 6D-like. The transcript has 4 exons. The record is from RefSeq and is a predicted model, not a curated record. Bases 6 to 365 code for a protein of 119 amino acids. Lineage: Eukaryota; Metazoa; Chordata; Actinopteri; Cypriniformes; Cyprinidae.
CAAAGAUGGACCUGCAAAUCUCAGUUUUUCUUCUGUUCAGUCUUUUCACUGCAGGGCACUCUCUAAGAUGUUAUGAGUGUACGAGUCUGACGGGAUCCUGUACAAAUCAAAAUGGGACAACAUGUCCCAGUGGAUCUACCAAGUGCAUGACUGUAACAACAGUGACAGAAGUUGGUCCCAUUAAGCUGACCACUACAACUAAAGCGUGUUCACCUUUAUGUGUACCUGGGACCCAACAGAUCCUGACUGGGUCAGUAACUACCCAGUGCUGUGACACUGACCUCUGCAAUGCUGCAGAUGGCAUGUACAAGGCAAGCUUCCUCCUGCUGUUGUCUCCUCUGCUCUUCUACUUCCUGGUUCAGUGAAUACACUUCAGAUUCUACAGCUGCAGCAGAAACUGAAUGACGCACACGUUUCUAUUCAUACUUUACUGAAUGAAGUGUGCAUGUUGUUCUGCUGUUCUUUGGUGUCAUGAUUUGGGGAAAAGAGAAUCAGUAUUUUACUAAACA